This is a messenger RNA of Eutrema salsugineum, 1394 nucleotides long. RefSeq lists its product as uncharacterized. The transcript has 5 exons. The record is from RefSeq and is a predicted model, not a curated record. Lineage: Eukaryota; Viridiplantae; Streptophyta; Magnoliopsida; Brassicales; Brassicaceae. The coding region runs from base 143 to 589 and encodes 148 amino acids.
AUAAAAACAGGUGAUUCGGCGACGAAGGAGGCGAUUCAGCGACGGCCGUUUAGGUUACACGAUUUCGACGGCAACGAAAGGUUUUCCGGCGACUCCUCUGUGGUGGUGUUAGGGUUUAUUACCGCAUGUUCCGGUUUCAACGAUGGUGUCGCGGGAAGUAUUACUAUCGUUGUUUCCGUCUUUCGAGAACGAUUUCUGGAGAGAGUACAUGAUUUCCGAUAUGGCUUCAGCUAGUGGCUCAAAGGAUUAUCCCCAAAGAUUAUACCCGGAAGGCAGAUCUCCUUUGAUGAACAAGAGUUUUCAUCAUAACUGCAAGGUUCAUGAGUUCAUCUUCUUGAUUAGGGAUCAGCUUGGGGAUGGAAUUUUCGACGACAUUAAGAAUAAUUCUCAAGUUAAUGUGUUCCUAAAGCUUGCGUUGAAUUCGUUCGUAUGGAGUGCUAAGACGGUGGAUAAGAAUCAUGAGUUCUGGACUCUUAUUGGAGGUCGUCCGGUUAGAUUUUCACUCUUCGAGUAUGGUGAAAUCACGGGGCUGAACUGUGAUCCAUUUGAUCCCAAUGACAAGUUGGAAAUAGACCACAGUGAAAGGUGAGGAAGGCCCUAAUUGGCAUGAGUUAGAAGCGUUAAUGAAAACUUGCCAAGCAUGGACCUAUGAGAAAAAGAAGAUGGUGGCGUUGCUUUUCACUUUGCAUGUUGGCGUAUUGGGACUUCACCGCAACAGUCGAAUCCCGUUGGCUUUAGCGAAAACAGUUAUGGAUGAAGCAGCUUUUGAGAGACAGCCGUGGGGUCGUUAUGGAUUCCAUUAACUAAUUUAUUCCAUCAAGAUUGCUAAUUUGGGGGGACCACGAUACACUCUCCACGGAUGUGUACAGGCCAUGCUUGUUUGGAGUUAUGAGUGCAUCCCAAUAUUGGCAGAAAGAGCAGGAAAAAUACGCCCCGAUGCAGAUGACUCAGUUGUUCCUCUUCUUAAGUGGACUUCAUCACGAUGCUGAUAUUUUUUGAGACUCUUUUGGAGAUGUAUAAGAGUGAAACCGAGGACAACAAGCAUGGCAGGUUUGGGUUAGACAUCUGUUGGUGGUGAAGCCUUUGGAGAAAAUAUAUCCUGUUUGGAAAGGUGAACCCCGACUUGUAGACGUGGAUAUAAAGGUGCAUAACAUGAUAUGUGAUAUUCUGGAUGGAAGCUUGGAUGAGGUGUUCUGGGAAUCUCACAAAAAUGGAGGUGGUCUUGAUGUGUGGUGUCGAGGGUUGUCAAGUUUUAUCCUAAUUGAAAUCAAUAGCCGCAAGUGCACAGCUGAUCGAUUGUAGUACUUAGGGAUCGAAUCCACAGGGAAGGAGGAUCUUUUGCUGCAAAAAGCCUUUGAAAUAAGUUAAAGUAAGGAAGUCUAGAACAAAAACGG